CCUAAGUCGAGUAUCGGCACCGUGCGCAAUUGAGACGCGAGAUCCGCGGGACUGCCCGAUCGCCAUAAAGGCCUGCAUACGAAAGAGACCCCCACUCCAAGCACCUGUAUUGACAUGGCUUAUAGCAUCGGCAUGACCGCAUAUGCCAGAAUAUCACGAAAUAAAUCGCACGCGAUGCACUGGGAGCAAUGAGCAGCGUCAUGGCGAGACAGCCUCUGAAGCGGACGGGGAUCAUCUCAGACCGCAAGGCAACACCCGAUGUUCGGAGCACCUGGAGGGCGGGCCCGGGAUCGGUUCUAUGGGAUUCGCCGAGGCUGGUCAGCAGAAGGGGCCCUGGUUCAGAGUUGGAAACACCGUCGUCUGGGCGGUCACAGACAGCACGGAGGUGGGCAUGGCCGUCAGAAUCGCGCACAGAAAGGGCGAUCGCACCGGAAUCAACACGGACACGCGCGCAGAUCCUCUGUAUCGCGAGACGGCAGAACUCGUAGAGCUUGGCCGCGAGAUCGCGGACGCGGACGUCGUGCAGGACACGUGUUUCGGUAGCCCGGAGUAUGAGCUGCCCAACUGAGGGCAUCAUGGGGGCUUUUUGGUUGUGUGCGCGGACUGCUGUACGAGGGUAAGCCAAUGGACGGCAUGAUCGAUAUGGUGAAGAAUGGGGAGUUUCCCGAGGGUUUGAGGGUGUUGUAUCAUGUAGGCGCAUCUCGGGCGGCGACACUUGAUUAAGCUUGAUUGUUCGAUGUCUCACCUGUGACCUACAUACAAGGUAGAUGAAUAGUUUAGCAGAACGUUUUUACAUAUCAACUCCUCCUCCUCCUCCUCCUGUGCGCGACAUGGCCUUAUGUAAGCACAGUUUGCCAGCGAGGCCGUCACGGUCUAGCUUCAUCUUACACCAUCACGAGUGGUUCCGAUUCGCACCCCAGCUUUUCGCGG
Molecule: messenger RNA, 930 nt
Organism: Fomitopsis serialis
Lineage: Eukaryota; Fungi; Basidiomycota; Agaricomycetes; Polyporales; Fomitopsidaceae
Exons: 2
Coding region: 143-568 (141 amino acids)
Source: RefSeq, a predicted model, not a curated record